AUACCGCCCUGAUCACGCCGGACGAAGAGCAGCGCAGAGCCGCCGCAAGCCACGCCUCCAACGCCGCCGCCAAACUGUACGGCAGCAUCACUGCUCCAAGUCCUUCAGCUCCAAAUACAAGCUCCUAAGGCAUAUGGCCACACACUCCCCUCAGAAGACUCACCAGUGUUCGUUCUGCGAGAAGAUGUUUCACCGCAAGGACCACCUGAAGAACCACCUCCAGACCCACGACCCAAACAAAGAGGCCUUCCGCUGCCAAGACUGUGGGAAGCACUACAACACCAAGCUGGGCUACAAACGCCAUGUAGCCAUGCACUCGGCCACAGCAGGGGACCUCACCUGCAAGGUGUGCCUGCAGAGCUACGAGAGCACGCCGGCGCUGCUGGAGCACCUGAAGAGCCAUUCGGGGAAGUCUUCGGGCGGCGCCAAGGAGAAGAAGCACCCCUGCGACCACUGCGACCGCCGCUUCUACACGCGCAAGGACGUCCGCCGCCACAUGGUGGUGCACACGGGCCGCAAGGACUUCCUGUGCCAGUACUGCGCCCAGCGCUUUGGCAGGAAGGACCACCUCACGAGACACGUGAAGAAGAGCCACUCCCAGGAGCUGCUGAAGAUCAAGACGGAGCCGCCAGACCUGCUGGGGCUGCUGGGGUCUGGACCCAUCAAGGAGGAGCUCAGCCCCAUGAUGUGCAGCAUGAGCUCCACCAAGGACCCCCUCAUGGCCAAGCCCUUCCCCGGCGCGACGCCCUUCCCUAUGGGCAUGUACAACCCCCACCACCUCCAGCCCCUGCCCAGCCCUGGAGGGGGGCACCACCCCUCCCUGAUGCCCAGCUCCCUGUCUGCCGCUAUGGGCAUGGGCUGCCACAUGGACCCCCCCACGUCCCUCCACCCCCACCACCACCCUCACCACCCUCACCACCAUCACCAUCACCACCACCACCACCACCACCAUCACUCCCCGCCCCUGCCUGCCCAAGGGCCCCAGCCCCUCCCACCCCCCCCUAAGUACCAGCUGGGAUCUACCUCAUAUCUGCUGGACAAGCCUCUCAAGGUGGAGAUGGAGAGCUUCCUCAUGGAUCUGCAGAGCGGCCUCCCCGGGGCCCCCUCGCCUGGGGCCCCCUCUGCAGACCCUCUUGCUGCUGCUUCGCCCCCUAAGGAGGGGCUGGAGCCAUCGGCCGGCCUGCCAGAUGACCUGUGCGGGGACGCCCUUCUGUCCAAGAGCCCCGCCGUGAUGUCCGAGUCUCUGUGUGCUGCUAACAUGGACUUCUCCCACCUCCUCAGCUUCCUGCCCUUCAACCUGCCUCCCUACAGCGCCCCCAUGAGCGCCGGAGGAAUGGUGAUGGGCUACACCUCGUCGGCAGCCUCCUCCUCUUCCUCCUCCUCCUCUUCCUCCCUGCAUGCCGCCGAGGCCCAGCUGGCAGCAGCAGCCGGCUCCGCCUCCCUUACCUCUCUGCAGCUGCAACCUCAGGAGCUUGGGGGCCCUGCAGGGGGCCUGGGGGCCGCGGGGGGACUGGGGCCCCUGCAGCCCCUCCCUCCAGUCUUCAGCUCCAGCCUCAGCACCACCACGCUGCCUCGCUUCCACCAAGCCUUCCAGUGACGGCUUAGAGCUGGACCCAGUCCUGCAGUUGGACCUAGUCCUGCAGCUGGACCCAGUCCUCAGCCCAGUCCAGCCCCAAACCAGCCCAUCCCAGUCCCAGCCCUACCCCAGCCCCAGCCCCGACGUACCCGUAGUUAAAAGCACACAAACGUUUUUUUCGGCCUUCCAUUAAUGUCUUUAUUGGAAUAGAAUAGCAAGAUAUCUAGUACCAGGCGUCCUGAUCUCUCCUGUAGAGGAAGCAGCGUUGGUGCAGUACACCACCUCCACCAGCAGCCUGAGAGACACGUCCAGGGUAGAUCUGACCCAGGCUGACAUCCUGACCAGGGUCUGACCCAGGCUGACAUCCUGACCAGGGUAGAUCUGACCCAGGCUGACAUCCUGACCAGGGUCUGACCCAGGCUGACAUCCUGACCAGGGUAGAUCUGACCCAGGCUGACAUCCUGACCAGGGUAGAUCUGACCCAGGCUGACAUCCUGACCAGGGUAGAUCUGAACCAGGCUGUCAUCCUGACCAGGGUAGAUCUGACCCAGGCUGU
Osmerus eperlanus (European smelt) is the source of this 2132-nucleotide messenger RNA. It is a transcript of the gene plagl2, whose product is annotated as pleiomorphic adenoma gene-like 2. Bases 134 to 1597 code for a protein of 487 amino acids. Gene Ontology annotation, biological process: regulation of gene expression. Lineage: Eukaryota; Metazoa; Chordata; Actinopteri; Osmeriformes; Osmeridae. The transcript has 4 exons. The record is from RefSeq and is a predicted model, not a curated record. Gene Ontology annotation, cellular component: nucleus.